AUGACAAAUCGUAUCAAUGCACAGCACCUAGAAAAAAAUUAUCUAGAGACCGGGAUGGUGUUUUCCGACGAGUGGAUAGGACUGACAUGUUCCUGUGUAUUCGAAAAACCCGAACAAUGUGACUCUACCCUGGAAUUAGCGCAAGUACCUAAGACUGACCCUGAUAAUAAGUCUGAUGAAGCUCAGAACAGACGACGAGCCGAAAAUCAUGAAAUUGGGACGCUCAAUGAAAGGCUCGCAGACGUCAUUUCCAAUGUCCACUUUCUUCAAGCACACAGUCGCAAGCUGGAAAUGAUCAUUUCGCAAUGGUCGAGCUCGAGUUGGAGGUUUGAUGAGGACGACUUUACGUUCUACCCUAAAUCAGGUUUCAAAGCAGAGGCUGAACAAGUGCAGGGAUUAAUGCUUAAACUGAGCGCUGCUGAAUCCAGAUUCGAGGCUGUUCAUCGUGAAUAUGAACAAGGUCAGCAAAAUUUAGAUGAUCUCGUCAGAAAACUGUGUGAAAGUCGUAUGAAGGCGUGCAUAGCGAAAAAUCUCGGAAGAAAUCUCGAAAUAGAGUGCAGUCGGCUCAGAUCGGAAAAUCAGGAAAUUCUUGAAGAUCUUGCCGCUCAACGUUCGAUCACAGAUCGAGAAGUUGUUGACCGAGCAGCGUUCGAGCGACGGGCCGCAGUUCUUCUGGUGGACUGUACAAAAAUCCUCGAAUCAUGCAGAACUGGAGUAAUCAGUACCUAUUCGUUCCACGAUAUAGAAGACGAUCGUAGGGUUUUCCGUGCUGAAAUCGCUUCUGCGAUGACUGAUAUUCGAAGGCAAUACGAGGGCUUGGCUAGUACGGUAACUUAUGAGAUGAGGCAAUGGUACGAUGAAAGGGUCUCGCACUACGCCAUUGGUACUUCCUCUGAACUCACUGUGCAGAAGGAAAAGCUGGCGUCACUACGAGCAGAGCUCAAAGAUCUGCGAACACGUCUGCAUGAUUUGGACAACCGGAACCGCCUUCUGGAGAGCCUCAUCGCUGACAUUGAAGAAGCCAAGGUUGCCGAAAGAAUGGCUGAAGAAUCCUUCCUCAGAGAAGACCAGCUUAACCUCAAAGCUUUGAUGGAAAAAUAUGACACCGUAACCAGCACUGCUCCCUUGGAGCAACGGUACACCAUCCUGACACUUCGAAAUGAAAUUCUACGGUAUCGUGAGCUUCUCGACAGUCUUAGCACGGGAACCAUCAGGGAUGGACCUGGAGCUCUCGCCAUACAUCAUUCUAGAACGUCAUCACGCGACAUCGCCAGAGAUGUGAGCGUUCAUCGAGUACACCAUACUCCAACGUACGAGACGAGCCACUCGCGCGAAGCUAGUUACGCACAAACUGGGAACUCUGCAUCAACACACGUACAAAACAGUAAUCACUCGUUGAAAGAAUAUCGCAUCGGUGGAGGUGCGACAGCACAGUCACAACAGAUAGGAAGCGGUAUCUCCACCGCCCAUUCACAGACUGGAAGCGGUGCUGGACAGUAUUCUAUACAAAUCGGUCACGGUGUGGUAUCGCAAGACUUUGGAUCUGGUGUUGUGCAUCACGAACGUUACGGAUCACUAGCUGACUCAGCGCCGGUGGUCAUCUCCAAGUUGGACCACAUGAUCAAGGAGGUCAGCGAUGACCUGAACACGUCCAGAAUCAACACUUUGGAGCAUGAUUACCACCGUUCAACUCAAGGAAAUGUCGCAAUUGCGGAGGUGGCUGAAGAUGGAUCGUAUAUUGUUCUGGAGAACACAUCGCUAGACGUUGAUUAUGAUCUGGGCGAAUGGACACUUCGUAGCACCAGCUCUACACUCAAGCAUGUAACCUUCACAUUCCCUCGGGACUUCAUUCUCACUCCACAAAACACCGUGAAGGUCAGUGAUACUCUUGAUCUUUUCAAAUCCUUGACAACACCGUACCGGAUUCCCUAA
Cooperia oncophora is the source of this 1932-nucleotide messenger RNA. Lineage: Eukaryota; Metazoa; Nematoda; Chromadorea; Rhabditida; Trichostrongylidae. The record is from the annotation of a GenBank genome assembly.